GUUUGCAAACAGUCUGAAAGCUCUUUCCAUUAGCCCUGGACGCCGGAAACCACAAAGGGCAGUCAAGUUUUGAUUUUCAAGGAGAAAGCCUCUGGUAAACUUUCGCUCAGCCGCCAGAUCUGUGGGUUCCUGGGAGGGGCUUCUUUUGAAACCUUGAAGAUUCCUCUACUCUUGAAGACCCAGAGCGGUGGAUUACAGUAAUUGAAAAGCUUGGGUGAUUUUGCAAGAUUACUCUGUUUGGUGUGAGCUCACAUUUCCAGGCUAAGGGACCGAGCAGAGGCAUCCCUUUUGUUAUCUGUUGAAAUAAGAAGAUCAGAGGGGGAAGACAGGGUUUGAAGUGUGGAUUAGGGGGUCCUAAAUCUUUGCCUAUCACCGCCGUCUGGAUCUUUAUAAAUGAUCGAGGAGUGCAAUGAAUUUAAGGAAUCAUGCAAAGGUUCCCUGAAGCCUGUCCUGGAACCAGAAACUUCUUUAAAGACAGACGGGCUGUGCCAGACUGUCUGAAUGGACCAGCGUCUACGCUUCGAAGAUUUUAAAUCUCAUCUUCUAAGAGAUUAGUCUCUUGGGUCGAUCUGUUUGCUUUUCGGCGAGGGAUGGAGAAACGUAAACCCGCCAGCCUGCUGCCCUUGCCGUACCACCUCCGCACAGUGCCCCUGGACCUGCCGGGGACCCUGCCCCGCCUCCCCCUCAGGGACCCCCUGCGGGUCUCCCGGCGUCUGGACGCCGCGUGCUGGGCGCGGGCGCCCGGGGGCUGCGCCGCGAGGCCACCCUGCCUGCCCCUGCCGCUGGAGUGCGCCUUCGAGCCCGCCUUCCUCCGCAGGCGCAACGAGCGCGAGCGGCAGCGGGUGCGCUGCGUGAACGAGGGCUACGCGCGCCUGCGAGACCACCUGCCCCGCGAGCUGGCGGACAGGCGGCUCAGCAAGGUGGAGACGCUCCGCGCAGCCAUCGGCUACAUCAAGCACCUCCAGGAGCUGCUGGAGCGCCACGCCCGGGGGCCGGAGGAACCCGCCGGCGCCCGCCCCCCGCGCGCGGCCGAGUGCAACAGCGACGGCGAGUCCAAGGUACUGCCUGGCUUCAAAGGCAUUGAGUUAAUAGUGUUUAACGGCUUGGUUAAAAAGUUGCACAAAACCCUCUGUGAUGAUAUCACGCUUUAA
Ailuropoda melanoleuca (giant panda) is the source of this 1151-nucleotide messenger RNA. It is a transcript of the gene ASCL4, whose product is annotated as achaete-scute family bHLH transcription factor 4. Bases 591 to 1151 code for a protein of 186 amino acids. Gene Ontology annotation, biological process: developmental process; regulation of transcription by RNA polymerase II. Lineage: Eukaryota; Metazoa; Chordata; Mammalia; Carnivora; Ursidae. The transcript has 2 exons. The record is from RefSeq and is a predicted model, not a curated record. Gene Ontology annotation, molecular function: DNA-binding transcription factor activity, RNA polymerase II-specific; protein dimerization activity; RNA polymerase II transcription regulatory region sequence-specific DNA binding.